UCUGCAUUGCUUUCAUAAAAUUAAUAGAAGUAACUUGAAAUAAAACCAAAGGCUUAGGUAUAUAAAUAAAUUUGCUGUGUAGAAGAAAUUAACGAGUUUUACUUUGUUUAUGUGUACAACAUUACAGGAAAAUUUGGAAUUAUAGCACUAUCAAUAUUUUAACUUGAACUUAUUCUUAAAAUUUAUUAAAACUUUGAACACAAUGAUUUUAGAGAUUUUCGAAGAGUACAUUUGAAUUUUACAGAGUUAUAUCAGAACGUUGAAUAAUGUUUCAGAUUUCAUCGUAUUAUAUAUGAGAAUUUUGUACAGCGCCUUUAACUUGAACAAAAUCUUACAAUUUAAUAAGGAUUUGGAGCACAUUAUUUCAUGAAAAUUUUCAGCACUACAUAUGAAUUAUUUAUUACAAAAUUUGGAGACUUGAACUAGAUUUAGAACUUGGAGCACAUUGUAUAAAAAUUUUUGAGCACAAUUUAUUACAAAACUUGGAGAUUUGAACUGAAUUUAUACUUCAUAUUAACUUGGAGCACAUUUUAUGAGAACUUGGAGACUUGGAUUGAUUCUUACAGUUUUUGAGAACUUUGAGCACAAUUUACGAGAACUUUGGGCACGAUUGAUGAGAACUUUGUACAUGAUUUAUGAGAACUUUUGAGAACAUUUUUGAGAAUUUUGAGCACAAUUUAUGAGAACUUUGAACACAAUUUAUGAGAACUUGGAGACUUUUGAGAACAUUUAUGAGAAUUUUGAGCACAAUUUAUGAGAACUUGGAGACUUUUGAGAACAUUUUUGAGAAUUUUGAGCACAAUGUCUUAGAACUUUGAACAAAAUAUAUGAGAACUAAGAGAGUUGAACUGAUUAUGACAGCUUGUUAUUAGAAUUUUGAACACAACUUAUUAGUAGUAUGAACACAAUUUAUGAGAACUUUGAAUACUGACUUCAGAUUUUAUUUAAUUAAAUAUAUGAGGACUUUUACCACGGUCACGGUAUGAAUAUUACCAUAAGUUAGACCUUGAACAAUUACUAUGAAAUAGAACAGUUAAAGAAAAUAAGGGAUUUUAUAUCACCUAAAAAAUUCAAAUAAAGUAAAUUGUAAAAAUUUAGUAGUAGCAAACUUAAUUCAAAGAUAAGUCUGCUUUCGAACAGAAAUCAUGGCAUCCUCAGGAGAUCGCUUGCCAGCUAUUAUCCCACAAUCAGUACUUAAGGCAGACUAUAAUCAAGCUUCCCCAAUUUUCUCUGAAAAUUCUAGAGGUAAGCAGUGCAUGUGCAACUGCUUCAUGUUUCUGAUCUUAGCAAGUAUUGGAGAUGUUUCAUCAUGGAAUAAAGUAUAUCUUCACAAGUUAUUAAUGGCUGGGGAUUUUCUGUAUAAUUCCAUUCAAAAGUCAAAUGACUUAUUGCUAUUCUCAGACUUACCAAGAUAUAUCCAUUUUGAAGAGAGGUAUUUCUCAGUUGUUCACAAAAAAUCGUAUGCUGGCUGUAUGUCUUCUGAUAUUGUAACAGAUAUUGGGAUUAGUCUUGAAAAUUGUUUGAAUUUGAUAUUUGCCAAUCAGUGUGGAUGCAUUCUUAUUUUCAAUUCAUCAGCAAUAGCUAUUUAUUAUGACAGAAUGAACAAUAGGUACUAUGUAUAUGACUCACACUGUAGGGGUAACAAUGGUUUAUGUGAUCCAGAAGGAAAUUGCGUUAUGUCUACAUUUAGUUCAUUUGUUGUCUUAUGCGACUUCUUGCGGCAGUUGUGUAUGUCAAUCUCCUCACAUACAUUACAAACGGUGCAGUUUGAAGCUGCUUCCUACUCUGUAGUGCAAUGCCGAAAAAGACCACACAGACCAAAUUUUAUUUCAUUCUCAAAAAUGUCAUUGACCACUUGUGGUAUGACUGAUUCAUUUUUGAUUGAGAAAACACCUGUUAUUACAAAUAAGGCAAGAAAACGCAAACAUCCUACAUAUUCAUACAUGAGUAGUGAAGAAAAAAAUGCUUGCUCCCAGCAAAAGCAAUAUUAUCCCCGUAAUACUGAAGAGUUUUCCGUUCCUCGUGCUGACAUUAAGACUUCUACGAUAGGAAGUAAUACAUGUAGUUUCACGAUAUCGCACCCAGAGGUAUUAUGUGGAAGAGAACAAUUUGAAGAAAUGGAAACAAGUCAUUAUCCAUGUAAAACUGAAGAGUUUUCCGUUCCUGGUGCUGACAUUAAGACUUCUACGAUAGGAAGUAAUACAUGUAGUUUCACGAUAUCGCACCCAGAGGUAUUAUGUGGAAGAGAACAAUUUGAAGAAAUGGAAACAAGUCAUUAUCCAUGUAAUACUGAAGAGUUUUCCGUUCCUGGUGCUGACAUUAAGACUUCUACGAUAGGAAGUAAUACAUGUAGUUUCACGAUAUUGCAUCCAGAGGUACUAUCUGGAAGAGAACAAUUUGAAGAAACGGAAACAAGUCAAAACCUAACAAUUCCUGAAAAUAUUCCUAAUGCACCUGAUGAGGUGAUUUCAGUUAAAGAUUCAUUGCAAGAGAGUGAUGACAGUGACCAUGUAAUAAAGAGAUUCAAAGAUAUGGUAUCUGUUGGACCAGUAUAUGUUUGUUCCUGCUGCACACAAACAUGGUUUAGAGAGAAUGUUCAAAAAGCAGACACAAUACGUUCUCUCCCACUUGCACAACAGUGUUUACAAACUUUGAUAAGUGAACGCAAUAUGGAGUGGGUUUGUUCAUCAUGUUAUAGAUCAAUAAAAAAUGAAAAAGUGCCAACUUGUGCUGCCAUAAAUGGAUUCAGAUUUCCCGAAAAGCCACCGGAAUUGAAUAUUACAGAGAUGGAAGAGAGACUUAUCACUCCAAGAAUUCCUUUCAUGCAAGUAAUGGAAAAACCAAGAGGAGGACAGCGCAGUUUAAAAGGAAAUGUGGUUAAUGUCCCAUCAGAUGUAAAUACUACUGUUAAAUCUUUACCAAGAAUGCUUUCAGAAUCUGAAACCAUUCAAGUGAAACUCAAAAGGAAAACAAGCUUCAAACACCAUGUAUUGUAUGAAGCUAUACGACCAAGAAAGUGUAUUGAUGCCUUGAAAUGGCUCUUACAAAACAGCAAUAUGUUUCAAAAUGAAGAAAUAACCAUUAAUGAGAAUUGGGAUGUCUCUUGUGAGCAGUCAAGCUGGUAUGGAUUUAAUGAUGAAAAUCCUCAUGAGCUGAAUUCAGGUUCUAAAGAUUCAAAUUCUCUGGAAGAUGCAAAUUCUUUUGAAGAAGAAGAUGGAUGGACUGAAGAUGUUAAUUUUGAAAAUAGAUUGACAGGAAACACUGACACAUUGCUGCAUCCUGCAGAUGUUAGGUCUUUAAGCAAAGUUUUCUCAUUUGCACCUGGUGAAAAUCAAUCUCCACUUGGACUUUAUGAAGAUGUCAAUGCAGAAUAUCUUGCUUUUCCAACUAUAUAUUGCGGACAGAAGCGACCUGACAACAAAGACAGACAUACACCAGUAACAUAUGCUACAAUUUGUAAGUGGGAACUUAGAUCACAAGAUAGGAGAGCAGCUUGCUCUAUGCCAAGCUUAUUUUUUAAGCUCAAAAGACUGCAAAUCAAGCAAAUUCAAGAUAAAGUUGCCCUUGCCAUGCGAAAAUGCAAGACAGAAGGAAAGAAAAUUACAGUAUGCCAAGUAUUAGACAGUUCUUCCUUUGACCAGCUUGUAAGAUUAAAUGAAGGUUACAGAGUACUUCGAACAUUGAGAGGAUCACCUGCUUAUUGGGAGAAUGCAAAGCGAGAUGUAUUUGCAAUGAUAAGACAGUUAGGCAUUCCAACAUGGUUUUGCUCAUUCUCAGCAGCAGAAACAAAAUGGAGUAGUGUACUGAAAAUUUUAAACAAGACACUAUUUAACAAAAAUUUAACAGAUGAAGAAAUAAGAAACCUAUCAUGGGAGGAAAAGUGUGAUUUAAUCAGAAAAGAUCCUGUUACUUGUGCAAGGUAUUUCAACCAUAGAUUUCAAAUAUUUCUAUCGCAUGUCUUGAAAGGUAUAACACAUCCACUGGGAAAAAUAAAGGACUACUUUUAUCGUGUUGAAUUUCAACAGAGAGGUUCACCACACAUACACAUGUUGAUAUGGGUUGAAAAUGCUCCAAUUUUUGAGGUUGACUCUGUUGAAGACAUCACAACAUUCAUUGAUGAGCAUAGCACAUGUGCCAAGAAUGAGCAGAUAUCACAUCUGGUGAAUUAUCAAACCCAUCGCCAUGCCCGUACUUGCAAGAAAAAAGGGAAAAAUAUAUGUAGAUUUAAUUUUCCCUUGCCUCCUAUGCCAAAAACAACAAUACUUAAGCCACUCGAGGAAAAUGAAUUGGACAAAAACCCAGAUGUCGAGAAAAACUAUGCCAAAAUAUGUGAAGUUCUCAAUGAAAUCAAAUUAGACCAAUCUGGGUGCGAGUUCAUGAAUUUUGAAGAUUUCCUAUCAAAAAUGAAUAUGACAAAAGAAAUGUAUGAAAUGGCAAUCCGAUCAUCCUUGAAGACACCAAAAGUUUUCUUAGAACGCAAAGUGUCUGAAAUGAGAAUAAAUGCUUACAAUCACACAUUGUUGAAAGCAUGGGAAGCCAAUUUAGAUGUGCAAUAUAUUCUGGAUGGAUAUGCUUGUGCUGCAUACAUUGUCUCUUACAUUUCAAAAUCACAGCGAGGGAUGUCAAAUUUAUUGCAUGAUGCCUGUGAGGAAGCUAGGAAAGGAAACCUUACCCUGAAACAACAAGUUAGACAAAUUGGGAAUAAGUUUCUAACACAUGUUGAAAUAAGUGCUCAAGAGGCAGCUUAUAUUCUCCUGCAAAUGUCAAUGAGAUCAAGUAGUAGAUCAGUUGUUUUCAUAAAUACUAGUGAACCAGGAAAAAGGACAUUUUUAUUGAAACCAAUGGAAGUUUUGCAGGACAUGCCAGGAGAAUCUACAAAUAUUGAGUCAGACAAUUGGAUAAAACGCUAUCAAAGAAGACCCAGAGCUCUCCAAAACUGUUGUCUGGCAGAUUUUGUGUCAAAGUUUGACAUUGUCUUGCCUCCAAAAGAAAAAAGAGAGAACAUCAACAUGGAGUAUUUACCUGAACAAGAAAUAGAGGAGACAAAUGAGGAUGAAGAUAAUGUUGAAAAACUGACUUCAAACUCAGAGGUGAUGGAACUAGAAAAAGAGUACAUCAUGGGAGAUGGUUCAAUACUAAAGCAGAGGAGAACCCAAAAAGUCAUUCGGUAUGUGAGAUUUAAUAGAAAUCAAGACGCAGAAAAUUAUUACAGAGAACAGUUAAUGCUGUUUACACCGUGGCGAAAAGAAAUGGAAGAUUUGCUAGGAUCGCACUCCAGUUAUGAAAGCAAAUUCGAGCAAGAGAAAAGCAUAAUUUCAAAAAACAGGAAAGCAUAUGCCCUUGAUAAUGGUGUAGCUGAUAUUGCAGAAGACAAUGAAAUGGAUUUAUCAAAUGAGAGUGCAAAUGUUAUUUCAGAAGUUCAGCACACGGAAGAAAUUGAUUCCAAUUCAGAACAACAAAUGUGUUUGGAACAUGGUUGUUUCAAUCCAGAGAUAGCUGGAGUUUCCUAUGACUUGGGCUUAGAUUUGGGUAUCACAAGAAAGCAGGUUGAAAUUAAUGACCUGGUAUUCCAUGCAAUGAACGAUGAUGAAUACAGGAAACUUACUAGAGAACUAAAUGUGAAACAAAAACAGUUCUUUUAUCACAUAUUGCACAGUAUUAAGACUGACAAACUUCCAAUGUAUUGUUUUUUAUCAGGAGGAGCAGGAGUGGGAAAGAGUGUGUUAACAACUUGCCUCUACCAAAGUAUUGUCAGAUAUUUUUCUAAGCAAUUAGCAGAUAAACCAGAUGAAAUCAAAGCUGUUUUGUGUGCUCCAACAGGUAAAGCUGCAUUCAAUAUCAAUGGCCAAACAAUCCACUCAUUAUUCUGCAUCCCUGCAAACCAGAAUUUGAGAUAUACGCCCUUAGAUGUACAGCAGUUGGACAAUAUGAGAGUCAAAUUCCGUAGCCUGAAAGUGCUGUUUAUAGAUGAAAUAUCAAUGGUUGGAAAUAAAAUGUUCAAUUUCAUCAAUAUGCGCCUUCAAGAAAUUUUUUCAAACAACCAGCCCUUUGGUGGAAUUAGUAUCAUCGCCAUUGGUGAUCUAUAUCAGUUAAAACCUGUCUUUGAUGGUUGGAUCUUUGAGGAUUUACUUGAAGGUUAUGGUCCUCUUGCACAAAAUCUGUGGUGGGAUUUGUUCAGAAUGUUUGAAUUAACAGAAAUAAUGCGACAAAAAGGAGAUCGAGAUUUUGCUGACAUAUUAAACAGAUUGCGUGAAGGUAUCCACACAGAAAAUGACAUGAAAGUAAUACAGAAAAGACAAAUAUGUAUGGAGAAUGGGCAAACGUCUGAGUUUGAUAACUUACCCCAUUUAUUUACUACAAAUGCAGAAGUUAACAUCCACAAUAUGGAAGCUUAUAGAAAUGCUUCUUCUGAGAAAAAGUGUCAUGUCUCUGCGCUAGAUAAUGUCACAGGUGAUGUUUCGGAGGAUAUAAAAAAGAAAAUUUUGACUCAGGUCUCGGAUGAUCCUAGUAAAACAAUGGGUCUAUUGAAAGAUCUCUAUCUUGUUCUUGAAUUACCAGCUGAGAUUUGUUUGAAUAUAGAUGUAGUUGAUGGUCUAACUAAUGGGUCACCAUGUUUAGUGAAGAAGUUUGAUUUCAGAGUGUCAGAUUCUACAAGGUGCAGUAUAAUAUGGGUUAUGUUUGAAAAUGAGAGUGUUGGUGCUGCACACAGAUCAAAAUACUCUCAUUAUUACACAGCAUCUAUCCCAAAAACAUGGACUCCAAUAUUUGAAGUUUCAAGAAAAUUUUCAGUUGGAAGGUACAAAGCCUGUAAUGUAACAAGGCGACAAUUCCCAUUACGACUUUCAUGUGCAAAGACAAUACACAAAGCCCAAGGUUCAACUAUGAAAAAUGUUGUGUUAGAUUUGGGAAAAAGGAAACAGGAGCAUAUGCAUUAUGUGGGCAUGAGCCGGGUGCGCUGUUUAAAUGAUUUACAUAUCUUGAAACUGAAUGAAGGCAAGAUAUCAGUCUCUCCAAAAGUUGUUGAAGAAAUGGUUAGGCUUCGAAGACAAGCUUCAUUGUCCUUGUGUUUACCAAAUUUGUCACAGAUCAAUUCUGAUGUGAAAAUUAUUUAUCACAAUACAAGGUCUCUUCACAAGCACUUCAUAGAUUUGAAAAAUGAGGAAAACAUCAAAUCUGCUGAUAUUAUUGCAAUUUCAGAGAGUAGGUUAAAGACAUCAGACAGAGAUGAUGAUUAUGAUCUCCCAGGAUUUCAAAUGUUUAGAUUUGAUGGUUCAGACAAUUUUUGUGAGAGGUCAUAUAGUGGCAUGGUCAUUUAUUCCAAAUUAACAUUCAUUGAUUUGGACUACCGUGUCAUUCAUGGAAUUGCCACAGUUAUUGCAAGUUUUCUACAUAGGGGUCAUGUAUUUCAUAUUUUUUUUUUAUACAGUCCUCCUAAACAGUCAUCAAUUGGUUCUUUUACCAAGUAUCUUCAAACUAUACUUCAGGAUUUUGAUGCAGGUUCAGAGCCUGUUAUCAUCUUAGAUGAAUGCAAAGAAACUAGAUGACCUUAUCCCACAAGAGGGAUCAACAACAGCCUUACCUUUAUCCCCAAGGAGGAAAAGGGAGGCCAUUAAGAUUGGUGAAUAUGUGGAAACUUCACCUUCUGCCGCUUCUGAAUGACAGAAGGAAACAAAACCCACCACAACAUAUGAAGGUAUGACACAGUCAUAACUGUUAAAGUUGGACAGACAGAUGUGCAAGAAAUCUUAUUCUGCAAGAUGAUGGUAAUGGUAUGAUUGUGCCCCAAUGGACGGAAAGGGAAAGAAGGAUCAUUAAGAUUGGUGAAUUUGUGGAAAUAACACACCAUGUCCCUUCUGAUCAGAAUGGCAGAAGAAAACAUAACUAGAAACAUUAUUCUGAAGGAAAAAUUACCGGAAGAGGCAGUAGUCUGGGCAUGAUGGACUUUUGUAGUACCUUUGGAGCCAUCUUGAAAUGCUUAAUAGACUUUGAAUUAAUUCUUGUUUUAAUUGCUACUAAUAAUGCAAAAAAAUUGUACAAAUCAGUGAAAUAGUCAACAAACAUAUAUUGUUAGUGCAUUUAAU
Molecule: messenger RNA, 8081 nt
Organism: Saccostrea cuccullata (small rock oyster)
Lineage: Eukaryota; Metazoa; Mollusca; Bivalvia; Ostreida; Ostreidae
Exons: 4
Coding region: 1146-7544 (2132 amino acids)
Biological process (GO): telomere maintenance; DNA repair
Molecular function (GO): DNA helicase activity
Source: RefSeq, a predicted model, not a curated record